GUGCCGGGAGCAGGUGUCGUCGCCAUGACCCAGUUUGAGGAGGUCCUGGACGGAGUGCGGCUAGCUCUAACCUGGGCCUCUCCCACCGAGAUCCAAGCGCUCCUGGAGGAUUUGGUGGAAGGGCAGAUAAUCUCAGAGGCCUAUGGCAAGAGCUUGAUUUGGCAGCAACUUACUGAGGGGAUCGCACCUGCAGCGUGUAAAGCGGGAUCUGAUCUGAGAGGAUUGACCACACAUUGGCACCUCGACCAAGGUCAGCUCAGCCAGGUGAAGAAUUUAGGGUCAGGAAAUUCUAUAGGAAGGGCUGUAUCAUCAGUGGAUGAACAUGACAGCAUGAGGUCUAGGCUAAAAAUUCAUCCUCUUAGUGAACAUCAAGUUGAUCCAAAACUAAAUCAAGAAUUGAGGGGAGGACCGGUGACGGACGAACUCUUCAAUCUCUUUUCUACCCCGAUGGGACGUGACUACCAGUGCAGUCUUGGUUUUGAUGACGAAAAUACAGAACUGCUGAGGAGUGCAGAAUUAAUGCAGAAGCCAGUAAGUGAUAAUGAAAGAGUGUUUAAGGGGAAUUUGGAAGAUGAGGAGGAGUGGUUAGAGCAGGUAGAGGAGGCGGCUAGGAGGAUAGCUGUUCCUCUGUGGCAGCACUGGGACAGAGGACAGAAGAUGCUGCUGCCACUGGUUCCUGCCAGCAUGACUGCUGCCGGCUGUGCAACAAGUGAAAACACAGCAAGAGACGGUGAAGCACAACGCCCUGUUUUAAAUAUGGAAGAGGAAACAGAGCUUGCAAUCGCUUGCAGGACAUUAGACGCUGACAACUUUGACUACACAGAGAUGGGGAUGACUGACCCGAGCUUCACAAUGUGUACAGACGGAGCAGCAAAAGGCCUCUGUGUCUCGACAUAUGACGCUGUGGCAACUACUGGACUGAAUCAUUUGAAUAUCUCCGGAGCAGAAAGAAAUGCCUCACCUGCUCAAGCCUGUGCAGCAACAGUCACAAACAUCACAGACAGGCUGCAGGGCAUUCUGGAUGCCUGCCGGGUAGCUGACAGUACAACAGAAGUGGACCUGCUCUGCUUGAUGGAAGGCGCACAAUGUGGCACGGAUGUGGGAUUUACAGAAGAUAUUGCACAUUUGUUUUCUCCAUGUGCACCAACAGAUACUCAAACUGACGCACAAGAUGACUCUUUUUACUCCAGCGUGGAUCAGAACAUGACAUUAGACAAUGUAGAAAAUGUUUGCAGGGCCGAGGAGAGGGUGGACUCACAGUGGGGUGCCAAGAUGCAGGACAUCAGUCAGGACCCGUUUCUCUGUUUGGGAGAUCUACCAGAUGAUUUAUCGGAAUUCCUGAAUGAUGAUUACCUUGGGAAGUUUGUGGACACAGGAGCGCUCUUUGACGAUCCCUGUCUCAACUGUGAGGAAGAACUCACCACCUGCUGUGAUCUUCCCCCGCCAAUGGAGCUGCCCGGCUUUGACAGCCUUCAGCAGAUACAGGAGGACAAAGUUACAAGCACAACAAACACCAGGAGAAAAAGAUCCAGAGGUCGACCAAAAACCGAAGAGCCACAGGCUGAGCUGACUGUCACUCAAGACACUGACACAGGGUCAGAGCUGAGUUCACCAGAGACGGCGGCCCCCCCAUCCACUCCCCCAAGAAUCCUUCAUCUCCAUCCCUCCAUUCAGUUCAUCACCAUCCCAGACAAUCCGGGAUAUCAGGUUGUUCAGACACUGAGUCUCUCUCCUCCAGUUAUUACACUUCCACUCCCCAACACAGCUGCUGCACCUACUUACAUUUUAGUUCCUGCUGCUUCACCACCCUUCAAACGUCAAGUCCCACCCCUCUCCCCGAUUGACGGUGCAGUUGCGCCAGUCCAGAUGAGUUCAUCCCCAUUAGGAUCUCUGUCGGAAACCGCUAGCACAGCCAUGUCUCCCACUUGUGCCUCACCCCAGUCUCCUAGCACUGAGAUGUCUGCAUGUAAGGAGUCACCCCUUCCUCAGUCUCCCACUGUCAUUGACAUUCCACAAGUUGUAAAGGACUACAUCCAGGAAGCCAAAGCCCAUAUGAGUCAAACCUGCCAGGAUAUGGAGGCAGGCCUUAGCCUGACCUCUCAUUACGUGGAUGUGCCAGUGAGCCAGAGAGAGACUCGCUCUGGAAAAAGCACAAACAAAACCCUGGAUAAGGAGCUUAUCAUCAUGGGAGACACGGAUCGGCAAAAGACCUUGUUGGGGCCGAGUCAGAUCUUCGAAGGCUCAAAUGUAGACAAACCCAAACGCUACAUAGUGCUACUCGGCAAUGCUGGUAUGGGAAAAACCACCCUGAUCAGGAAGCUGUGUCUCGACUGGUCCAGGGACCGCAUCCCACAGUUUGACUUUGUCUUCUUAUUAGAUGGAAAAUCACUCUCUUUAACAGAGGCGACCUUUAGCCUUAAGACCCUCCUCCUAAACCUCUCCUCCUUUGCUCCUUCCUGCAUGGACCCCGAGGCAGUGUACGCUCAGAUCCUCGCAGCCCCUAAGCGCGUGCUGAUCAUUUUUGAUGGGUUUGGCGAGUUGCGGGACUUUGAAACUCUUCUCCAGACUCAGGAAAAAGACAUUGUAGCAUCAUUGCAGAAAGACAGUAAAGCACAGAACUUCACAGUAAGACAUUUAUACUCUGGCAUCCUUCAGAGGAUGCUCCUUCCAGGCUGCACUCUUCUGCUCUCGACACGACCAAAAGGCACUGCCACCCAGCUACUCCGGCGGACAGACAGCAUUUUGGAGGUGUGUGGCUUCAAUCCCACAGACGUAGAGACAUAUUUGUCUCAGUACUUCACUGAUCCUGACCUCAGAGCAUCUGCUUUGGACUCCUUAAAAGACUGCAGCUAUCUCCACCUCCUCUGCUGGAACCCUGGACUGUGUCGGUUAGUCUGCUUGGUUUUAGAACAGUGCAAAAGUUCAGAGGACCUCCCGAGAACUUUAACUGGACUCUGCCAUCAAGUGCUUCGUCUGAUAAUGGAAAUGGACAGAAAGAGCAUGCACUCACAGGCUGAAUCUCAGUCAGAAACAUCUAUGCAAACAGAAGAAGAAGCCCAGACAGAAAUCUCAAGUAGUUCUCAAGCAAAAACGCAGCACAAAAACACUCGGAGAAAGUCCAGAGCACAAGUUCGCCCUGGCUCGCACACCCAACGAGCAAGGAGGACAAAAAAACAGGACAAAGAGGAAGAUGAUGGCGAUGGGGAGGGGAUGAGGAGUGCUGGAGAGGAAGCAGACAGAACAGAGGAGAAAGAGUUGCUGUCCCAGCUGAGUUCUUUGGCCUGGGAGUCAGUCAAAGCAAACACCUGCACCCUCCCCACAGGACGAACCAUAUCAGCCAAACUCAAGGCAUUUGGCCACAGGACAGGACUUUUCUUCUCUUGCCACCUGAGGGCGGGGCAGGUUGUCCCAAGUGGUGAGACAGAGGGAGGGGGAAGAGAGGAUAGUGAAGAAAUGGGAACUGGAAAGAAUGGAAAAAAGGGGACAGUCACUGAACAUGCUGACACUAGUGAUGACCACAUCCUGUUGUGGGCCAAUCCUUUUCUUCAGAGUUACCUGGCAGGGGUCCAUUUGUCUCUAUCAAGGACUAUAACAGACCGUGCCUUUCAUCCAACCCUCCCUUUCCAGUCAGGCCAGAAGGGGCGUCGGAGACCCCAAAGGGAGGAGCUUGAACUCACUCAGCGAUUUGCAGUCGGACUCCUGUUCCACGACAGAACAGAGCUGCAGAGGCUUCACUCACACACAGAGAAAACCUUCAGAGAUAUGGUUGCUGCCAAGCAGGCUUUAGUAACAAAACACCUUGAGGGUCUUUCCUACAGUGACCUGAGCCCCGCCCAGGUCCUGGAGGCGUGUCACUAUGUGUAUGAGGCAAACUCCACGCAUGGUGAUGGUAACAGAGACAGUGGCAGCACACAAUUAGUUGCCCACCUGGCAGCAAAUCUUCCGGAAGUUCUAACAUUUCGUGGAGUUCCACUUAAGCCGUCGGACGUGUUCACUGUGCAGCAUGUUCUCGAAAAGGGUGGAACUGAAGGUAGAAGGUUCUGUUUGGAUCUGGAGGAUUCGGGGAUACAGAUUUCUGGACUCAGAGCUCUCAUUGGGCUCAACAACAUCAACACAUACAGGGCAUGCAUUGCUGAUGUCAUCACCUUAUGGGAGCAGUUAGAGCAGAGUGGUGAAGAAGGUCUCCUACAGGGGACGGUGUCCAAAUUCAAGAUCCACCCUCUGAAAGCCACACAGGUGUGUCACAUAGAGCACCUGGCAAAGCUGGUGAACAUACAUGUGCACAAGAGGCUGUCAGACAGUUCCAGCCAAUCAGAUUCAAUCCUGGCAGAGGGAAUACCAGCCGUCAAAGAGCUACGCAAGCUGGAGUUUGACCUUGGUCCAGAGAAAGGUCCACUUGCUCUUCUCAAGCUGUGGGGGCUCCUGCCUGGUCUACAAAACCUCCAGCACUUAGAUCUGGAAAACAGUAAGAUAGGUGACAAAGGAGCAGAGAAACUGGCCGAUGCUUUAGUCUCACUCUCUUCCCUGGAGAUACUCAAUGUGUCACAGAACUGUAUCGGAGAUCAGGGGAUGAAGAGACUGGCAACCACACUGAGGGAUCUGCCCAAACUGCACUGUUUAAGUCUCUACAGUAACGUGAUUUCUGAUGAAGGGGCAGAGAGUUUAGCAGCUGUCCUCCCACACAUGGCUUCGCUCACUGACCUGGAUGUGAAGUACAACAAGCUAACAGACGUUGGCGCACAAAGCUUGGCAGCCAGUCUGAGAAACUGCAAGAAAAUGAAAACACUGAGGAUGUGGAACCAGUGUAUUCCAUACGGAGUGUUUGAGAGGCUUCAACACCAGGACAACCGGAUCCAGUCCUGGCAGUAGAGCCACAUGAAACCUCCUUACCAAAAUGAACUUUUUAUCAUGCAUCUCAAACAUACAUGUUUACACUACACAAUACAUUUUCUAAAACAUUUAUGUUGAAGAAAAAGGAACAAAGUGAAAGCGCAAGAAAGUGAAAGUGCACUAAAAGAAACUAAAAAUGAAGUUCUUUGCUGCUUUAGUCAAUAUUUGAUCUUGCCAGAGUCUUCCAAAGAUCCCACUCAGUGCCACAGGGGAGUAAUUCAUCCUUCAGCAUUACACAGUGCUGCAUCUGUGCACUGUGUGAGUGUGUUGUAAUUCUUGGUACAAUUUCAAGAAGCUCAUUUGCACUAUGAUAUGUGACUUUAUGUUGGUUGGUCUUUUUGUUACGCUGUUUUUAUCAAAUGUCUGCUACCAUGUGUUGUUUUUGUGACAUGAACAGAAUUUUUGUUUGCACUUCUCUCUGUUGGCUGUAAAUGAAACAUUGCUUAACAAUCACCUAGCACUUUAUUUUACAUAAAAUGUCUCGUCUUGUCACCAGAUACAUCGUUUUCUUUCCUCUUUUUUUACCGCUUGUCAUUUGACAUGUUCACUGAAGUUAUUGUUUUUUUUAAUAACUUCUUUCCCAACAGGUUUCUGUUCUCUGUUUUCAUCCAGCCUGACCUUUAUCGUGUUUUGGUGUUUGCCACUCUGCGUAGUUGACCAUAUUACUUUAUCUGCAUUAAGCCAUUAUUUUCCACCAAAAAUUUGCUGACUCUACAGGGGAGGCCAGACUUUCCCCUAUUGUGAUA
Molecule: messenger RNA, 5636 nt
Organism: Epinephelus fuscoguttatus (brown-marbled grouper)
Lineage: Eukaryota; Metazoa; Chordata; Actinopteri; Perciformes; Serranidae
Gene: ciita
Product: class II, major histocompatibility complex, transactivator
Exons: 21
Coding region: 25-4869 (1614 amino acids)
Biological process (GO): positive regulation of transcription by RNA polymerase II; inflammatory response; positive regulation of MHC class I biosynthetic process
Molecular function (GO): protein binding
Source: RefSeq, a predicted model, not a curated record